AUGGGCAUCGCCGAGUCCACGCCGGACGAGCUGCCGUCGGACGCGGAGGAGCAGCUGCGCAGCGGCGAGCAGCAGCUGGAGCUGAGCGGGAGGCGGCUGCGGAGGCUGCCCAGCGCCGUGUGCGCGCUGAGCCGCCUGCAGAAGCUCUACGUGAGCGGCACGGGGCUGCGCGAGCUGCCCGAGGAGAUCGAGGAGCUGCGCGAGCUGCGCAUCCUGGCGCUCGACUUCAACAAGCUCGAGCGCCUGCCCGACGGCCUGUGUCGCCUGCCGCGCCUCACGCGCCUCUACCUGGGCGGCAACCGGCUGCUGGCUCUGCCCGCGGACUUCGCGCAGCUGCAGAGCCUGCGCUGCCUCUGGAUCGAGGGCAACUUCCUGCGGCGCUUCCCGCGGCCGCUGCUGCGCCUGGUGGCGCUGCAGUCGCUGCAGAUGGGCGACAACCGGCUGCGCGCGCUGCCCGCCGAGCUGCCGCGCAUGACGGGCCUGCGCGGCCUGUGGCUCUACGGUAACCGCUUCGAGGAGUUCCCGCCCGCGCUGCUGCGCAUGGGCCGCCUGCACAUCCUCGACCUGGACCGCAACCGCCUGGGCGGCUUCCCUGACCUGCACCCGCUGCGCGCCCUGCGCGUCUUCUCCUACGACCACAACCCGGUCACGGGGCCCCCGCGCGUCGCCGACACCGUCUUCCUCGUGGGCGAGGGCGCCGUCGAGCGCAUGGCAGAACGCGACGAGCCCAUGCCUCGGCCACCGCCCCGGCGCCCAGCUCGGGCCUUUGAGGAUGAGGAGGAAGAGGACCUACUGAUCGGGGGCGGUGGCUCCCGGGCUCUGGGGGCCCCCCGGGGUAGCCUCCCCGCCCUGGAAGCCGCUCCGGGACUGGGCACCUGAGCCUAUUCUCUGGGUGAUGGACUUUGGCCAUUCUGGGAGGAGGGGCUCUGGGAAGGUCUGUGGGAACGGCGGAUCCCUACCUUGGGGCAGUGAAGGGGCCACUUUGGGCCAGCUAUAGGGACAGGCAGGCCUGGGGGCCAUCUUUGCACACUCCUGGUUGGUAAGCAGCCUGCCACCUGGCUGAUCUCUGGGCAGUCCUCAGACUGGGAAGCCUGGCCCGGUCUAGUCGCCUAGGGCUCUGUCUAGUCUGAUAGCGUCGCUGACAGCACAGCGGAAAUGCUGGUCAGCGCUGUCCAGGGUAUCACCACCUCUGGCUGAGUCUGGGUGCCCAGCGUGCCACACCAGCCCUCCCUCUCCUGGAGUUUCGAUCUCCUAAAGCCACCCUUCCUGGUGCAGGAGCCGCUACCUCUGGGGUGGACCACAGGCCUGUGUGAGCCCGAACUGCCCUUGGAGGAGGGCCCGGGCCCCGCGCCAGUGCCCAGGACAGGAGAGAGCGGGAUUGGGGCCCUAACAUCCAAGCUGCUCUUGGCCCUCCACUGGGGCCCAUCGCACAUACCUCCCUUCCCAGGCCCCCUAAAACUUGCAUGGGGUAGGGGGUGCUUAGAAGGCAGGGUCUUUACUCCCGCCUCUGAUUCUGUUCUGUUCUCUCAGCUUGUGCCUGGAAUCUCGCUGGGAGCAGAGAGCUCUCUCUCCCUUCCCCACAGCCUGAGCCUUCCAGCUGUCAAGUUUGAGAAGAAUCCACUGUGCCUCUAGGGCCUCCUGCGCGGAGGAGAGAGGAUCUCUGCUCUGGGAGGCUGCUCCGGGGCCUCUCCCACUGCCUGCACUCUCCAUUCCCUUAAAUGGGCACAGUCAGGGUGGCUGGCACGGCGUGGGGCACGGGACAAGCACUGUGUGCCUCCACUCCGUCACCAGGGACAGCCUUAGGGGGUGAGGAGUGAGGUGCCGCUCUACAAUUCCCAGGGCCAGAUCUUUCCCAUCCAAGCAAUAACGGAAGGAGGGGGCCAGGGCGGGGGACACUCAGGGACACCGUCAGGGGCAGGGGCCCCACAUGGUAGUGUUUUCUUUAGGAAGAGAAAAAAAACUGGCUGUAAACAUAAAUUAUAUUUCUUGGAGAAAGAA
Messenger RNA from Neogale vison (American mink), 1998 nucleotides. RefSeq names its product leucine rich repeat containing 10B (gene LRRC10B). The coding region runs from base 1 to 879 and encodes 292 amino acids. Lineage: Eukaryota; Metazoa; Chordata; Mammalia; Carnivora; Mustelidae. The record is from RefSeq and is a predicted model, not a curated record. The transcript has a single exon. Gene Ontology annotation, molecular function: protein binding.